Molecule: messenger RNA, 1098 nt
Organism: Brugia malayi
Lineage: Eukaryota; Metazoa; Nematoda; Chromadorea; Rhabditida; Onchocercidae
Gene: Bma-dbr-1.2
Exons: 9
Coding region: 1-1098 (365 amino acids)
Biological process (GO): mRNA splicing, via spliceosome
Cellular component (GO): nucleus
Molecular function (GO): RNA lariat debranching enzyme activity
Source: RefSeq, a predicted model, not a curated record
AUGACCACACCGAAUGCCUUAGAAUUCGAUGUUGAUGAAAAUGUUUCGCUAAAUCUGUCUUAUGAUCCGACAUGGUUAGCAAUUCUGAGAGCAACAGACCCUCUUACAUCAGUAAACAAAAGCAAUAUCUAUAUGCCGUCACAGCAUACACGCAGUGAACGUUGGGACUUCAGACCGACUGAAGAGGAACUAACAAAAGUGGAAGAAAUAUAUGAUGGGGAUUUUACUAUUCCAAGGAAUUUUAAGAUGACAGCGUGGCCACAUAGAGCAGAUGGGAUCGAUGAUAGUUCUCAAGAAUUGUAUUACAGAAAUCCUCAGUCAACAGAAUUCUGUGCAAAACUUGGGAUUAAAGACUUAAAUGAAAUGCUUUGUUCACUUUCGAUGAAUGGACUUGGUAUCCCUUAUUACAUUAACAAGAAUAGCGAUUCUGAAAGUGUUCUGAAAAGCCGAACUUUUGAAAGAAAAGAGAUGGUACCUUCAAAUUUUACGAUUAUCCUGUCAAUUUUAUUUGCUAUAUAUAAGCAAAUCGUUGAACAAUUUACGAAUUUGCUAAAAGUUCAAGUUGGUGCUUUGUCGCGUUUUGUACACUGCCAAACAGGCAGCAUUGAAUACGCCGAACUACGACAAUGCGUUGAUCAACUAAUUCGGAGAGUAGCUGGCUUAGAUGAAGUCACUCAGAUGGAUAGUAAAAUGAAUCUCAUUGAGGAAACGCUGAAUAAUGUCUCUGAAGCUUAUGAAAAGGUAAGUAAAGUACUGAUAAGGACACAACGCGAAGUACAAGAAAAGGAAGUACAUAUGGAACAUUCAUCACCAGAUGACAUUGCCGAUGAGGUGCAAGAUUUGGAAAAUGAAUUAGAAGAGAUUCAGGCUGCUCAUGCUGAAGAAAUGGAAUCUAUGCAAUCCAAAUAUGAAUAUCAAUUAAAAUUACUUCGAGAACGCCUGGAGCAUGAAGAGCAUCGACGGAAAAAAGCGCAAGAAGAGUUACAAACACUAAAUUCCUUAAAUGAUCAUUCAUUAUCCACAAUGAAGAAAACUCAUGAGGAAAUGCUUAGCGGAACAAAGGCGACAAUACGAGGAGGAAAUUGCUGCGCUGCAUAA